Messenger RNA from Amoebophrya sp. A25, 10430 nucleotides. The record is from the annotation of a GenBank genome assembly. NCBI's taxonomy places the organism in Eukaryota, Dinophyceae, Syndiniales, Amoebophryaceae.
CGACACCGGUGCCAAAGUGUUUAUGUCGCUCGUAACCGGUCUCCGCUAUCGCAGGCUCGAUCCAGCAACCGGCCAGCGGAUCAAGUAUAUUACGCCCUUUGGUGGGCAGAGAACGGAAACUAGGAUCUAUUUAGUCCACCUCGGAGGCAUGUGUGAGUAUGACUUGAACACUGGGGUGAUGACAGCCAAUGGAGCUUUGAGGACUGUGGAGUAUCCUUGGGAAAACCAGGCUGGGCAGUGGUACAGUGAAAUCGACGCUACGAUGUUGACGAGGGGGAUGGUCUAUCGGAUCUGCAUGGACUAUGAUGGGAUUAACACUGAAAAAUACUUCGCCGACACGUUUCAACAGGUGUACAUCUUGAGCAUUUCGAUUUUGACGCCUGGCAUAGUCCAAAAAGCCGGGCAAGAGAUCCGAUUCGAGUGCGCAGAUUGCGUUGCUGGUGCUACCGCUCUGUACCUGACCGCUGAGACUGAUUGCGACGUGUUUGUGAGUGACGGGAGCCACACUGGAGCCAGCCCAGCGACAGCGGAUGCCGUGGUUCUGGCCACAGACGCUGGCGCAGGAGCAAACAGGUACGUGGCGACUGUGGACGCCAGUGGGCUGACAAGUGGGAACCGGUACACUGUGUGCAUGGAUUUGGACGGGGCGACGGGGACGCUGCCGUUUGGGUUUACAGAGUUGACGACGUAUAUUACAGGUAUCUCGUUCACUUUCUCGGUGCUGUUUUUGUUUGAGUGUUAGGAUGAUUGUGAGAGUGGACCUCGCGCCGUACUAGCUGCGAAGGGUUCCCGGGGGCGUAAAUGGCCUCACGCCCUCAGGCGGGUAGCCGGGUGCGCUCGAUCAUAGCGAGGCGCGCGGCGGCUCCACAUCCUUAGGUAUUUGAUUGGCAGCGCGCGGGCUAGCGGGCCUAUACUGUCUCGGGGAGCAGCAUCCGAGCCUCCCCAUCGGGUAGCAUUAGCCUGUUGAAGCUAUAAAAGUGGCCAAGAGGCAGAGCCAGGCCGGGAGCGAGGCGCCCACUGCGAAGCACAUAGGCGCCGACAGGGCGAACCGGAACGGGGGCGGCCUAGUCUGUGCGCCUGUAUUUGGCGUCUCCUUUCUCCUCUUGGAUUUAGCGACCGCGGCGGGCCUUGCGAUGGGCGGCCAAGGCAGAGGCGCUGGCGGGAGCUUGCUGAAGGCGCCAGCGGGGCGCAGCAGCCCGCCAAAGGUGAGGCGUUUCGCAAUUCUGUUCGCCGCUGUGUGUGAAACUGUCCACCGCGGGCCGCAGCGUGGCGAAGCGCAUCGCCGUGGACAACUUUUAGGGCAUAGAAUGAACCGAAUUGGACGCAAAAGCUGGAGCAAAGUGCUUCCGCGUGAAAUGCUUCCAACUCUACAAGAGAAGUGGGCGCCAGCUUUGUGCGCCAUGCGCGUCAAGGCGAGCGGUCGCCGCAAAAGGCCGCGAGAAGUCACCCGCGCUCGCUCGAGCUUGUUGGGCCGUUUCGUAAUUUAAUCCAGCUUGGCGCCUGUUCUGUUUUCGGUGAUGGCUUUGCUCUCUGUUUCGGCUUUCUAUUUUGGGUCGCUUAUCAGUCGGCUCGAUGUGUGAGAAGGCGUUGCCCCCGUCUCAUCUCUUGCAGCGAGCGUGGCUUGGUCGUUCUUGGAUAUGUGCUCAUCGCGGCUCGGCCAGUUUCUAGCCCUUCUUCAUCUUUACGAUUGCGUUAGUAUCUUCUCGGGCCGUUGAUAGGUUGGUGUAGUCAGUGGCUACAAUGGCAUGAUGAUUUAUUAUUAUCAAUCUGGAGUCUAUUGAUGUGUCUGGUUACUAACUUGUCUCGAUUGUCCCCCCAUUCUCUCACAAACAGGCGCCACACUGAAUGCUGACACCGUUGUCGCAGCUGACGUAGCACAAGACUUUUCGGUUAUUUGUUCAGUGUGCACGCCUGCUACGAGUUUGUACUUGGCCUCUGCCGCUGUCGGGUGUGACACUACAGAUUUCGAUGCGGGUCAAGUUGCUGUCGGCGCGGACUCGAGUGCUAGUGCGCCUCUGGUCAGUGCACUCGGAACUAGUCCUUGGACAGUGUCAGUAGAUGCAGAACUGUUGAGUAUCGGAGAUUACUUUAAGGCCUGCCCUAGUUCUUGAUCUCGAAAAGAAGUAGCUUUGGACACUUUUGACCCAUUUUUUUAAGGAGAAAGGGCGUCAAAGAUGACCCUCAUCAACAUGAAUUUAGGUGGUAUCCUCUAAGUACUACACCAUCUGCACCGAUUUGGACGGCACAGCCACCGCAUUAGCAAGUGGAGACGCGCAGCAAUUCGUGUACAUUUCGCCCCCUGGCAUUACUUGGAGGUCAGAUCCAAUCAAUGGAACAGACAGCUACAUCGAUAUCAUCCGCAACCACACGAACGUGAUCAACAGCGCUCCAGGACAGAAGUUGUUCAUCUUAUGAACGCCGUGGGGGUGAGGAUGAGCGUACAUUAUUCAACAUUAUAAUUCAGUUAAGUACUUUCGGUAGUUGUAUUUGGACUGUUGGAACUACGUUAUUUGUCCCCCGUAGACGGCAUGUAAAUGAUAGCAAAGAAUAAAUGCUGCUUAUGAAUGCAAAUUUUUGUGUUAUACAUAGGAGGGGCUUACACCUCUAACCCCCGUCUGUCCCAGCGGAUGCACAGCCAACGAUACAAUCGCGUACUUGGGCACGACCUGUCAGACCGGCGCUGCGGGAGCAGUGACCAGUAUGGAUACGAAGUUGGUGGCGGAGGUAUCAGACCCUGCAGUUGAUAUCAAGACGUACGCUGAUGGGACGCUCUUUUCGGUUGUUUUGGUUAUGGGGAUGGUGGUGGUUUCUCUUUUUCAUUGCUGGUGCAGGAAAGAUGUUCUUAGUACUACAGACUACUUCUAUUCCCACUCACAUAGCUUCUCAAUCAAAGACAACACAGGGCUUACCAAUGCAAUAUACUUUCGACUCACAUGGAUAGAACAAAUAAGCUUGAUUGUCUCGAGUGCUUCUAUUCCACCUCUCGUCUAAUUUCCACGCCACCAGCGUGCCUACCGGUGGAAUCUGGAAGCUUUGCUUAGUGGUUGCCAGCGCAAACGACCAGCCAGGGUGGAGUCAGUUGACGGUGCAUACCACUCCAGCAACCGGGAUAUUGACCAGGCAUCGUUAUUUGAAGAAAGAGCUGUCGCAAAUCAUCACGUUCGAGUGCCCGACCUGUGUGCCUGGCAAAAGCACCGCCUAUCUGGCAAGACAGUACUUAAGGCUUUUCUUAAUCCAUCUUUCGAGACAUCAUGGGCGGGCCUCUCAAGGGGAAAUGAGUUGAGUCGCAGGUUGUUCAUGCUGGCUGGGUGGGCUGUCUUUCUAGGGGAAAAGUGUUGAGUCCCUAGGAAUUGAAUCUCAGGAUGGAUUACUAGGGAGAGCUCUAAGGCGUCCGUACUUCGUCGACUGCUUAUCGGCGGAAAGUGGCGUUUUGCUAAGCACCAAAAUUGCCUCAGCAACGAACUCUAUGCCGACGAUACUAACCAACGCAACCACAGCCAAAUAUUUACCCAGAAGUCCAGCUUUCACAGAUUCUAGUACCGUGGCCGCACAGCAAUUGGUGAACUCUGGCAGUGGUCUAGGAUUGAACGCUGGUAAUGAUAGCAGCGCUUUUGUGGAGUUCGAAGUGGACGCAACGAGACUGUCACAAGGCGUUUACUACCAUUAAGGGUACACCUUUAAGGUGUUCUGGUUACCGUUUGUUAUGGCUCUCCUAAGGGAGACAGGCAUAACAAGCGGGGUUAGCGAGCACCUAAACCCUAAACCCCUAAGACCCCAUCUGCAUUGACAAAGAUGGCGACACUGGCACGAUGACCUAUGGGGACUCUCUUCAGUUAAGGGUUUCCGAAUUACAUCCCUCACUACCAUCCUUGGCUCCUUUUCCAGGGGGAAAUAGGUCAAGGAUGUUCUGAAGAAUGCAAUGUCGCAGCCUCUAAUUCAGACGGUGUAUGUGACUCCAGUCAUUCGCGCCAUGACCACGAUCAGCAACGUCGCGACCAGAGACGAGACGUUCCCAUUCGAGAUCUACUGCCCGACUUGUAAGCCGACAGAGACGAGGGAAAUCAACGUCACUCGCAGUUUCACCCAAGACGAACCGAUACUAGUGUUUUACCAGGUAUGAAAAGAAAAUCUGUUAUCAUUAUCAAGUUUCUUAAGUAGAAAAGUAUGAUAAUGAUAACAUAUUUUGGUUUCAUACCAGGAGACCGAACAGCGACAGGAGACGUAUUUGGACAAUCUGAAUCAGACACAGACGAGAACGGUAGAUGUGAACGUCACCAAGAAUUUCUCCAACGGCUCCGAACUGGUGACGACUUUCUACGAAGAAUUUUUGUCGGGCGAAAUGGAUUUUCUAUUAUGUUGCGCAGCUUUUUAGUUUUUUCCAUCAUACUACACGUUUGACUACGAAGGGUGGUAGUAAUGUCUGAGUCUCUACUAACCGCCAUGGUUCGACCUGUGCUGUUAUCGUCUGGACUUUUGUCUGGGUGCUAUCAGAACUAAUCUCUACGGGCACUGCUAACAGUGUCAUCAGGGACCCACGCACAUACAUUCCAUCAUUCUCGGCAUCUUGGUCCCCUUUUCCCUUGUAUUAAUAUUCCUAUGAAAAAUGCUACAAGGGUAGUAGUAAAGGGACCCCAAGAAAAUGAAAAUGGGGGCCGAGAUGCAAUCGAGUCGCGGACUCUAACUCAAGAGGGCAGCGUCUACGCCACAACCGCCUAUCUAGGUUCUCAAGACUGCAAGAGACGCCAUACAGAGGCAGCAGAGAUUCAGCUCUUGUCCAGCAUUCAGAGCGGCGUGACAGCUGUGCCUGGAGAACAAACCUUUGCAAAUUGGAUGAAGAACAAAACUGGUGAAGAGUAUCUAGAUCCGCGGUUACUAGGCCGUUACAACUUCACGUUUGAUACGACUCAUUUGCUCACUGGACAAAGCUACGCUUUGUGUAUUGAUAUGGACGGAAAAGGAGGACCCGGAACUUACGGUUUCAGUGGGGCAGAGGUGUUCGUGAACACUUUCACGUUGUUGGAAGUGGAAGCAAGAGAGAGCUACGCACCUACGUUUUUGCCGGAGAAGAACGAGACCUUGCGAGCCACGUGUGGAAGCGACGCAUUGUGCCAAGCUGGAGGGGUGAAUGCGUAUUUGGUGAGACAAGAGACGCGAUUAGAACCUUUGUGCGAGAUCCUAUUGUCCAGUGACGACCCAACCGAAAGGCCAUCCCUUGCGAUGACGAAUGUUUUGGCACAGCCAGGGCAGAUUUCACAUGUACAAGCGUCGAAUACGGCGCAAAGCAGUAGUGAUCCUGGCGUUUUCGAGUUUACCUUUGACGCCUCCAGACUGAACCCUGGCGCAAUGUAUCGACUCUGCGUGGACUACGGAAGCAAUAGUCCUAAGCUUUUGUUCGGCGACACCGGUUUGACGGUUUACGUCAGUGGCGUUGUACAUCUGGUUACCACUGGCUUGGUGAUUGGCUUGACCAUGGCGUAUGCGGAUGUCAGUUUGUUCUGCACUGGCGUAGUGGACCCACUAAAUGGUGAACAACCUUGCUCUACGGAUAGUAUGGCCUACUUGUCGACAGAAUGCGAUCAAAGCGUAGUAGACAGCGUACCGAUGAACAACGUGACGGCUGGGACAGAGGUCGUGCCGUUUCGAAUCAGCUAUUUGGAUACGCAGAAGCUGACACCGAGGAUCACGGAUUUGCUGGAUUUAUGACUAAAAAAGUAGAUGCAGUUUUUAUGUAGAUUCACCUUUAGACUGAACCUGAAGUGCAUUAUCGUAAACAUGAGGGCCACUAGGUUUCGUUCUAGCGAAUCAAGAACAUAUUAGAGCAGAAGUCGAAAAAAAAAGAGGCCACAAAGUAUACGAAGAGUUCCAUCAGAACAAAAGUGCUCUAAUCGGCGCCGGCAACAGUGACAGUGAAGCAGGCAACGACACAGUGGUCACUUACGUGAACACGAGUUUCGACACGGACGCUCUGUUCUCCACCAAACUUUCCUCCGUCUACAACGGCACGCUGUUCGUUCUUCGCCUCAACACUCGCAAGCUACAGGACGGGCGUCAUUUCCGUCUUUGCACUGAUUUAGACGGGUAUGCGGGACCCAAGUAUAUGUUAAGGGUUUCCGAAUUGCAUUCCUCACUACCAUCCACCCUGACGCUGCUUUUCCUAGUAGAAAAGAGGCCAGGGAUGUUCUGAAGAAUGUAAUUCCGUAACCUCUAAAUAUGGGCGACACUGGCCAAAUUGUGUACACAGCGCAGAUUCCGUUUGUGUCGACAAGAGGGGUAAGAGCCGUGGAUCCGCAGUGGGUGAAUUUCACGUGCACAGGGUGCGGAGACGGGACAGAAGGAUACAUGCUGCUGAGCUAUAGCGGUCGUUGUAACGUGCGGGAGGGUGGUGGAAAUGCGACUGCGGUUGCAGGGGUGCAGACGUUAGGAAACAGGAGUUGUUGAGGGUGUGUAGUCCUAGUGAGUUGAAGACACAUGGUUCUAGAUUCAGAGAGUGAAUUCCUUGAAUGACACGUCGACCUCAAAUACACUGCUAGACUUCCAUACCAGAGAGCAUACUGGUCCUUUUCCAAACCAUCAUUAGUUUUCAAAAAUAUGUAAUCGAGAUGGACAUUUUUUUCGAAAAUUUUCGUCCCAUCUCUAACACCCGGCUCCACGCAGAGGCAAGUCUACGCAUUCCCCAAUGGCACCGAAAUGCAGUAUUUUCCUUUCUCCGCUGGCCAUCUAGAGGAGGGUUUCGACUAUCGCCUGUGUGUCGAUCUGAACACCACGAACACGCGGAACUUCUUCUACGGAGAUUUGAUGUAUCUGAUCUAUCUGACGCCUGUAACCUCUGCAGGGGUGGCAGUGCUGCAACAGGGAGAUGGAGGGCUGCUAUUCCAGUGUCCGAAUUGCACAGACGCGCAUAGCACAGCGUUUUUGGCGGAAGACUGCGCAGCUGAGGGCCUGUCGGCUAUCCGAGUAGGUGUGGAUGCAGAUAAUGUGACUCUGGUGAACGAAACGAUUGGGACGGGGAGUGGAGGUACAACUAUUGGGAAUUCGCGAUCUCCUGAUCCUGUUGGGCCCAGCGAUCUUUUUUGCUAAGAGUUGCGUUUUAAUCUCAAUGGUCUUUUUUUUCACUUUACUCUGGCUAAAAGUUGUAGUGUUUUGAUCUCAAUGCUCUUUUCAGCAGCUGCUAUGGAGUGCCACUAACCUCCUUCACAGGUGGCAUCUACCGUUUGUCCCAAGACGUGUCUCAGUUCACUCUGGGCAAGCAUUUUGAGCUAUGCAUCGAUAUGGACGGCUCAACGAGAACGAAUCUUCUCUACACUGAGUCUAAACCUAUGCGCUAUUCCGGCUUCACUGUUUUCGUCACUUCUAUCGAGCAUUAAGGGUAGGUUAAAGGUGCUCACUUUCUUACCGCUUGUUAUGGCUCUCUCCCUUAGGUGGGGACAGCCAUAACAAGCGGGAGAACCAUAAACGAACACCAAAAGCCUACCUCUAAGAGCAUCUAGAGACCACCUCCGUCCACGCUGCGCCGGAUCAGGUGAUCUUCUUCCGCUGUUUGUACGGUCUUUGUUCUGCCGCGAUGCAGGGUUUCUUGUCGAGCUCGUUUACGAGUUGCGACCUAGGUUUUCAAGUGACUACGCCAGUGGCAUUUGCGAGCGCGGGCUACGUGGGCGAAAGGUUCUACGCGAUGAGCGGGAUAGACGCGUCCGCUUUGACGAUCGGAAGGGAGUAUGGGCUUUGUGUGGAUCACGGGAACGGGUUUGGCCAGAGCGGGUUUCGAGUAUACGUCCACCCGAUAUCCGGCUUAGCUGGUGCUGCGACAUUGACCUAUCGAGCUGGCGUCCCUAUCCGAGUAGAGAUCAAGCUUUGCGCUAAAUGCGAAUUAGUUGCUGAUCUCACCUAUGCGUACUUGUCCGCUUUCGGAUGCAAAGACGCUGAUCGGGGCACAAGAUUGCAAUUGUUGGAGAAGGAACUAGUGGUGGUGAGUAAUACCUUUCGGUAUUUCAUUCCCGUGCCGGACCCAGAGACAUUGCAAGUGGGCAGAAAUUACGAUUUCACUUGUUAAAUCUUGGUUAAAUUGAGGUCGGGCGGUCGAUCGUCUUAGCGCUUUCCGCGCUAAUUGGUUGGUGGCAGUUUAUGCCAUCAAUUCUAAGCUUUUUAAAAGCUUACGGUAUCACAUGUUUUGCAACUUGUUUCUCAGGGUCGAGGCAGGGUCAGGGUAUCGCGCGGCCGUUCUAAUUUAACCACUUAAUUUGCACUGCCGUGAACAGCACGGACGUGAGUCGCACGUUCUUCAACACCGGCUUGACGGCUUUCCCCACUGUGGACGCCUUUUUGAUCGGCAACACGCACGUGUCGAUCUACAUCAACUUCGCAUACGAUUUCGGAUCCACAGUUUUUUACGCCUUCCCGCCGUCUACGUCGCUUUCUGAGAGCACGUUUCUGUCGCCCCUCGAGUAUUCACCGGAGUGGACAGGGCAAGGCUGGCGAUUUGCUUCUUCCAACGGCACUGACGGGUCAAGCAACUUGACCCUCGCACUGACGAAUGAGACCAACGUGAUAAACUUAACCUCCGUCAUCAGGUCAACGGACGCAAACAGGACACAGAGGGUAACGUUUAAAUGCGAUAAGUGCGGGACGGCGAAUGGACAACAUGCACUCUACGUGGGUUCAGUAUGCCAGAGGUCCAUCACCAACGGGAUCUACCCAGCAACCCAAGGGUCGAAUACAGACGCUGUAGUAGUUUACAACGAUAACCCUCUGCCUGCGAUCGAUGGCUACUAUGCGGAUGUUAACUUCGUUAUGAACAACAGGAGACUAAAAACGUCUGUUCUUGGAAGAACAAUAGCGCGGUAUACAAUCAGGUGCAGCAUGGUAAGUAUUGAUAUGCACAUUGUCGUAGUCGAGGAUGUGUAAAUUGCGCGUCUUGUCGAAGUAUGGAGUUGGAAAGAACAGUCUUUCCAAGACUAAUAAAAAUCAAACAGCUUACUGGAAUCACCACCCCUUUCCCUCUCUAUUACAAACAGCUUACUGGAAUCAGCACCCCGUGUCCUUUGUCUAAGUCCCGUUUCCUCCAGUCCGGUGGCAGCUACGAUGUCUGCGUCGAUUACAACCGCAACUCCACGACUAGCAGUUUCGACUACACCGGAGAGAAGUUUUUAGUCACUGGAGUGACUGGCAGUUUGAACAGGACUCUAUACGCCAACCUCUCGCAGACGAUCACGAUAGUGUGUCACACGUGCUCGGACCAGACCAAAGCUUACUUGGGGUUGGAGUGCGCCAGUGCGAGGAGGACGGGGAUCAUGCGCAAAUGGCCAGAGAAACGAACUGCAGCAGCGACGUUUUUCUACUACCUUUUAUGCACGUGCUAUAAUUUAGUUCAGUUCUGUAGAAGUACCAAAGUGCAAGUCGAGCAGAAGUUGUAUUUAUUUCUUCUUCUGUUUUCGCUCCUUUUCCAAAACACCACUUAGGAACAGCUGAGAGCCGAAAGCUUCUCAACCUCCUCAACAAGCUCGUUAAAUCAAUGCCUUACACUCUUUGGCUUUAAAGUUAUUUCGAUCGGUCCAUCUUUUUUCUGACUGUCACGCCUCCUUCUAACUGCAAGAGACGGCAACGCAUGGAACGGCACUCUAUUCGCCAUUGAAGUCGACGCGACGCCCUUACUCUCAGGUACCCAGUACAAGCUGUGUGUGGAUGAGGAUGGGCCUCAAAAUGCAACAGGUUUUGAAGACGUCCAGCUGCGAUUCGAUGUCUUCUAAACUGAUUUUUUAGAACUCUUUUUUUCAUUUCCUCGUACUAAGUAAGUAGUCUCCCCUUGUUCCCCCCGAGUUGGUUAGCCCAAAAUAGGCCUCACCCCAUGUGAAAUGCGUAUCAACAUCAACAAUGCUAGAGUGAUCAUGUUUUAAGACUUCUCUGGAAUCAAGAUAAUUUUUACUGAUUAUAGAUCUUACAAACAAGUAAAGAAGUCAUUCAACAAACCCAGCACUAGGCAGUAGUGGACCACGUUGCGAAUGCGUAUGCGAAUGUGAUAUCAGAAAAGAUUCGAAAUUAAAUCCUUUUUAUCUGUGAGUCAUUAUUAGUAGUACUUAGAUAAGUACUCUGACUCUCUUACUGGAUCUUCUCAACAUUGGUUUUCUAGCUACUGCUCUCUCUCAACAUUGGUUUCUUUUUUUAGUUACGGCUCCACUCGAAUUAUCAGUGAGCCAAAAACGAGUACAGCUUUGUUGUACUCGUCGUGAUCGAAUGAAUACUUAGACACUGUAUAAUAUGUAGGGCCUUGUUAUCGAAGGUUGCAGGCAAUCGAAAUGUCCGAAGCCCAUAAUCGAUCCAAUUGGCCUUACAGUUGCACAGACACGGGAUCAUAUGUAGAGAAAAAAGAAUCAGUACAACGAAAAGGCAAGAAGUAUGUGAAGUUUAAGUGGUUUUUCAGGGUUAGGAGAAGAACGCAC